GUAUUUGCCUUUGAUUACUGCUUUUGGUCUAUGGAUGAAUCAAACACUGCAAAAUAUGCAGGUCAAGAAGUAGUAUUCAAGUGCCUUGGAGAAGGAAUUCUUGAGAAGGCCUUUCAGGGAUAUAAUGCUUGCAUUUUUGCCUAUGGACAAACAGGCUCAGGAAAAUCCUUCUCAAUGAUGGGCAACACGGAACAGCUGGGUCUGAUUCCACGACUCUGCUGUGCUUUAUUUCAGAGAAUUACUUUAGAAGAAAAUGACUCUCACACUUUUAAAGUUGAAGUGUCUUAUAUGGAAAUUUAUAAUGAGAAAGUCAGAGAUUUACUGGACCCUAAAGGGAGUCGACAGUCCCUCAAAGUUCGUGAACACAAAGUAUUGGGUCCAUAUGUAGAUGGUUUGUCUCAGCUAGCUGUUACGAGCUUUGAGGAUAUUGAGUCAUUGAUGUCAGAAGGGAACAAGUCCCGAACAGUUGCAGCAACCAACAUGAAUGAGGAAAGCAGCCGUUCCCAUGCUGUAUUUAAUAUUAUAGUAACUCAGACACUUUAUGACCUGCAGUCUGGUAACUCAGGGGAGAAAGUGAGUAAAGUCAGUCUGGUAGAUUUGGCUGGAAGCGAAAGAGUAUCUAAAACAGGAGCAGCGGGAGAACGUCUGAAAGAAGGCAGCAAUAUAAACAAGUCACUCUCAACACUAGGUUUGGUUAUUUCAUCACUUGCAGACCAAGCAGCAGGAAAAGGGAAAACCAAGUUUGUGCCUUACAGAGACUCUGUACUCACCUGGCUUCUCAAGGACAACUUGGGAGGAAAUAGCCAAACAGCCAUGAUAGCUACAAUCAGUCCAGCUGCUGAUAAUUAUGAAGAGACACUCUCUACUCUGAGAUAUGCAGACAGAGCCAAAAGGAUAGUUAAUCAUGCUAUAGUAAAUGAAGAUCCAAAUGCCAGAGUCAUCAGAGAACUGCGUGAAGAAGUAGAAAAGCUUAAAGAACAACUUUCUCAAGCUGAGGCUAUGAAGGCACCAGAGCUAAAAGAAAAAUUGGAGGAAUCUGAGAAACUGAUAAAAGAACUGACUGUCACUUGGGAGGAGAAGCUUAGGAAAACAGAAGAAAUCGCGCAGGAGAGACAAAGGCAGCUAGAAAGCAUGGGUAUUUCCCUUGAAUCUUCUGGCAUCAAAGUUGGGGAAGAUAAAUGCUAUCUGGUGAAUCUAAAUGCAGACCCUGCACUCAAUGAAUUGCUGGUUUAUUAUUUAAAGGAUCACACCAGGGUUGGCGCAGAUACAUCUCAGGAUAUACAGCUGUUCGGAAUAGGUAUCCAAGCAGAACAUUGUGUGAUAGAUAUUACAACAGAUGGGGAAGUUUCGCUCUCACCAAAAGAAAAUGCAAGAUCUUGUGUAAAUGGUACACUGGUAUGUUCUACGACACAGCUGUGGCACGGAGACAGAAUCUUAUGGGGAAACAACCACUUUUUCAGAAUCAAUUUACCUAAACGAAAGCGACGAGAUUGGUUGAGAGAAUCAGAAAAAGAAACGCUUUUAGCAGAACACGAUCUGGAUGCUGCUAGUGAAGCUUCUUCAGAACCGGACUAUAACUAUGAAUUUGCACAAAUGGAAGUUAUAAUGAAAACACUGAACAGUGAUGAUCCAGUACAAAAUGUUGUCCAGGUCUUAGAGAAACAGUACUUGGAAGAGAAGAGGAGUGCUUUGGAGGAACAGCGGAUGAUGUAUGAACGUGAAUUGGAGCAACUCCGACAGCAGCUCUCACCCGAAAGGCGGUUUCAGGAUUGCACUGACAGGCUUUCAGACACUAUGCAGACUGCUCGGCAGAAAGUGAACCUCUGGUCAGAAGAAAGGGAUGAGUUAUUUCGACAGAGCCUAGCUAAAUUAAGAGAGCAGAUAGUUAAAGCUAAUACACUAGUGAGGGAAGCAAACUUCUUAGCAGAAGAAAUGAGCAAACUAACAGAUUAUCAAGUGACCCUGCAGAUCCCUGCUGCUAAUCUGAGUGCUAACAGGAAGAGAGGGGUGAUAGUAAGUGAACCAGCUAUUCAAGUCAGAAGGAAAGGAAAAAGCACUCAGGUCUGGAGUAUUGAGAAGCUGGAGAAUAAGCUAAUUGACAUGAGAGAUCUGUAUCAAGAAUGGAAGGGGAGAGUCCAUGAGGUGAAGAGACACGCUGGCAAAAAAGGUGACCCUUUCUAUGAAGCACAAGAAAACCACAAUUUAAUUGGUGUCGCAAAUGUCUUCUUGGAGUGCCUUUUCUGUGAUGUUAAACUUCAGUAUGCAGUGCCAAUAAUUAGCCAGCAGGGGGAGGUUGCAGGACGUCUGCACAUCGAAGUGAUGCGUGUCACUGGUGCUGUUCCUGAGCGUGUGGCAGAAGACGACUCUUCUGAAAACUCCAGUGAAAGUGGAAGCCUUGAGAUCAUGGACAACAAUGGAGAGAUUAUUCACAGGCCUAAAAAACUCAUCUGCAGGGUAAAAAUUAAAGAGGCAACGGGUCUACCAUUGAAUCUCUCAAACUUUGUGUUCUGUCAAUAUACCUUCUGGGAUCAAUGUGAGCCAACUGUUGCAGCACCAGUUGUAGAUCCAGAUGUGCCUUCACCUCAAAGCAAGGAGGCCCAGUUUACAGUCAUUUUCUCACAUUGUAAGGAGUACACAGUAAACGUAACAGAAGAAUUUCUGGAGUUCAUGGCAGAUGGAGCACUUGCUAUUGAAGUAUGGGGUCACCGCUGUGCUGGAAAUGGCAGUUCUGUAUGGGAGGUGGAUUCUCUUCAUGCAAAAACCAGGUCCUUGAGAGACAGGUGGAAUGAAGUAACACGGAGAAUUGAAAUGUGGGUUUCAAUUCAAGAACUGAAUGAAAUGGGGGAUUAUGCAGCUGUGGAACUCCACCAGGCAAAGGAUGUAAAUACAGGAGGAAUUUUCCAGCUUAGACAGGGCCAUUCUCGUAGAGUUCAGGUGACAGUCAGCCCAGUGCAGCAUUCAGGAACACUGCCGCUUAUGGUGGAAGCCAUUCUCUCAAUUUCUAUUGGUUGUGUGACUGCCAGGUCAACCAAAUUACAGAGGGGCUUGGACAGUUACCAGAGAGAUGAUGAUGAUGAUGGUGAUAUGGAUAGUUAUCAGGAAGAAGACUUAAAUUGUGUGAGAGAGAGGUGGUCUGAGGCACUAAUAAAACGGAGAGAAUACUUAGAUGAGCAGAUUAAGAAAAUCAGCAGUAAACAAGUAAAAACGGAUGAUGAUGAUGAAAGAGAAGCACGGCUUGUAGAACAAUGGGUGGGGCUAACAGAAGAGAGGAAUGCUGUGCUUGUCCCAGCACCAGACAGUGGGAUUCCAGGUGCACCUGCCAAUUGGAUCCCACCUUCUGGAAUGGAAACACACAUACCUGUCCUUUUCCUUGAUUUGAAUGCUGAUGACCUCAGCGCCAACGAACAGCUUGUAGGUCCACAUGCAUCAGGAGUUAAUUCAAUACUACCAAAGGAGCAUGGAAGUCAAUUCUUUUAUCUGCCAAUCAUAAAACACAGUAAUGAUGAGGUUUCAGCCACUGCUGCCUGGGAUUCAUCUGUGCACGAUUCAGUGCACUUGAAUAGGGUAACACCCCAAAAUGAGAGAAUCUACUUAAUAGUAAAGAUCACAGUCCAGCUGAGCCAUCCCGCUGCAAUGGAAUUGGUGUUACGUAAAAGGAUUGCUGCUAAUAUUUACAAUAAACAGAGUUUUACCCAGAGUCUGAAAAGAAGAAUAUCAUUGAAGAAUAUAUGUUAUGCUUGUGGUGUGACCUAUGAAAUAGUGUCAAAUAUACCAAAGGCUACAGAAGAAACUGAGGACCGAGAGACCUUGGCGCUGAUGGCAGCCAAGAGUGAAAACGAGGGUACAUCUGAUGGUGAAACUUACAUAGAGAAGUAUACACGCGGAGUAUUGCAUGUAGAAAAUAUUUUGAGUCUUGAACGACUAAGACAGGCUGUCGCAGUCAAAGAAGCUUUGUCUACCAAGGCUCGACACAUACGGAGGAGUGUCAGCACACCAAAUGUUCACAGUGUAUCUUCUAGCCGCUUAGAUCUUUCUGGCUGUGAUGAAGAUAAGGAUUGGUCAGAAGGCCAGCUAGAUAUAUUAGAUUGCUCCACCAGUUAUCAAGAUGUAGCGUGUUAUGGUACUUUACCCAGGGAUUCACCAAGACGAAGUAAAGAUGCUGGUGGUACUGUAUUGGAGAAUCCACAGGCAUCAAUCAUCAGUCCAUUUAAAGCAUUUUCUCCGCAGCCACCCAAGUUUUUCAAACCUUUAAUGCCAGUAAGAGAAGAGAACAAAAAACCCUCUCUUGAAACUCGGCCUCUACUUAGCAAAGAGAGCAUGCUGUCAUCUCAGGUAUAUAACAUUGGCUGUGUUGUGCCCUCAGGAAGUAAUACCAGUAGCAUGCCAGUAGAACACAAUAGCAUACACGUGAAGAAGAUUGACUCGGAAGAAGAAGAUGAGUUGGAGGCCAUUAACAAGAAACCUUAUGUGCCCGAGGAGUUUGCUGAUUUCAGUGUUUAUAAUGCUAGCCUGGAAAGCAGGGAAUGGUUAUCCUCUAAAGGAGACUUAGUAAAUUCUCGGAUCCUUGAGAAAGAGGUAUCCCGUAGCCCCACCACUAGCAGUAUUACUAGUGGCUACUUUUCUCAUAGUGCCUCAAAUGCUACUUUGUCUGAUAUGCUAGUUUCCUGCAAUGAUAGCACAGACCAACUAGCUAAUCAGAUUAGAGAUUUGGACUCUAGUGACCAUUCUGUGGCUCAUCUCUCCCAUGAUUUAAGACCUUCAAACAAAGAUGCUUUGGAGCCAGAAAGGGGCUGCUCUAAAGAUAAGAGAGCCAUGUCACCGCUCAAAGGAAACAAUGCCUUGGCAAGCGAGAUUCCCGUGUCCGAAAGUACCACCAGUGUAGAUGCCACGAAGUUACAAAGUUCAGCUGAGGAUUUUUCAGAUAAUAAAAACUCAGAACAUGGAAUUGAAUUUGCAGCUCGAGAAGUAACAGUUGAGCACACUUCAAAUGUUUUUGAGGAUUAUGCUUUCACAGAAUUCAUGGGUGUUGAAGAUGGAAAGGAACUCGAAUGUUCAGGAGCACUACAGUUCUGUUCUGGUGGAUCUUCUAACAGAAGAAAAAAGCUUUCAGCAGCUAAAAUGAACUGUGCCACAGGUUCCUCAAAAAAGAACUGCAACAAGGACAAACCAAUGAGUCAACUGGAGCCUACACAAGUGGCAUGCCAGCAAGCAAGCAGUACUGAAAACCCUGUGUUGGCUGUCAUAGUAAAAAAGGAUUCAUGUUGUCAGGCACAUGCAGAUUCUUUCCUAGCAAAUGACUUCACUGGAAAAAAUAAUCUGGAUAUCUCUGAUUGUGAAGAUGCUACUUCUGAAGAGUACCCUAACUGGGUGGCAGUGGGGGAACACGUGUGUAUUGGAAACAGUAAAUCUGGCAUAGUGAGAUAUAUUGGGCCGGUGGAUUUUUCAACUGGUACUUGGGUUGGCAUUGAAUUGCAUUUCCAGAUGGGGAAACAUGACGGCACUGUAAAAGGUAGAGAGUAUUUCCGUUGCAAGCCACGACAUGGGGUAUUUGUUCGUCCUGGAUGUCUCACUAAAGUACCAGUUGCCACAACGGUAUACAGCGGCACUUCACAGUCUCAGGUAUUCUCCUCCAGUAUGGAGACGUGGAGGAAUUCAGUUCAAGGGUCACACUCUUCCAAAGCAGGAGCAGCAGCCCUCUGUCCUUCAGGAGAUGCAGCAGCUUCUGCUUUUUCAAGAAAACAGGAGAUCAGAAAAUCUUGGAUCAACUAAAGCUGCAAUUUUGUUAUUGCACUUGCUGCACACGUCACUUGUGUGGAAACAUUUUUACUCUGAAGUGACUGGUAUAGUUUUAAUCUGUCCUUAUUGAAUGUUUGGAUCCUGGACAUAAUUUUCCAGUUCUUGUUUUUAUAAAUAAUAUAUAUGUAUGUAAAAUGGCUGUAUCCUUUGUCUGCCAAAAGGCAAACAUGACUGUACACUAAAUUACAACUAGUUUGUAGAUACUUUGAGGUACUUGACUGUUUGUUACUCCACAAAUUAGAUCAUAUUUUAAAUGAAAUAUUUUAUUGUGUGGGAAGGCUGUGCAUAUGUGUCCAAGGGGAAACCGACAACGUGCUGUUAAUUACCAAAGAACACACUUGCUGUUUAUCUUGUGUUUUAUUUUACAUGUUUGUUUAGGCUGAUGGGCUCGGGGCCAUACUUUUAGGCAUUAACACCAGGCACCAGGUGCCACCUUAUACCCUGUGUUUUAGUAAGCACACUGAAGAGAUUGCGGUUGUUUUUUGUUUUUGUUUUCUUUUUUGGUCUUCCUGUGGGCCUGCCACUGUGCUGACUUCUUGACAUGUACUGAAAAAUAUUAACAAUGCCUAAAGCUUGUAUGUGUGGUGUUUCACGUGCUAAUACAGGCCAACCAAGAGAUCUGAAUGCAGAUACAGUAUUAUCGUACAGAAGGUGGACAAAAUUUUCAACAAAUGGCUUCUUUAAAAACAGGGAGGGAGGAACAGAGCAGCAGCAGUGGAUCACAGCUAUAAACCUAUUCACUGUUUGUUGCUGACUGAGUCCAAACUGAAACAGAAUGUCCUGAGCUGAUAUUAAUGUGGAAAGUUCAGUUUUUUAUCUGUGGAUUUGACAUGAUGCUUUUGAGUCCUUGCCAAGCUAUUCCAUGUGUAGAUGAUGUCUUGGAUAUUUAUAAAGUAGUAAAUGGGAAUGGGAAGGUAUGUAUGGCCUGCCAUAUUUUUUAUUUCUUGGAAAGUGAUUGAGAUAGUGGGACCUUACAGAAAAGCUGCUGUUCU
Messenger RNA from Gekko japonicus, 6788 nucleotides. RefSeq names its product kinesin-like protein KIF13A. The record is from RefSeq and is a predicted model, not a curated record. NCBI's taxonomy places the organism in Eukaryota, Metazoa, Chordata, Lepidosauria, Squamata, Gekkonidae. Gene Ontology annotation, biological process: microtubule-based movement; regulation of protein localization. The transcript has 37 exons. Gene Ontology annotation, molecular function: ATP binding; microtubule binding; cell adhesion molecule binding. Gene Ontology annotation, cellular component: adherens junction. The annotation marks the transcript as partial.